UUAUCAUUUCCAUCUUUUAUACGCUGUUUCGGUAAAUAUUUUUCAUAAAUUUGAUAUUAGAUUUCAUUUUUGAUUUUUGAUUUUUUUUACAACGAAAUGCUAUUCUAUGAUCUCUUUGAUUUAGGUGUAUGUUUGUUGACAUCUCCAUAAAAAAAAAGAUGAGUGAUUAUGGUGAUGGAAACUUCAUGGACAUGGUGUCGUCGCGUUGGGCUCCACCUCCUAGUACUAGCCUAAGUGACAAUGGUCUAAAUCCAAUCAGCGACAUCUUCCUUCAAACUAAUCAGUCUAAACAAAGACCCGGUCUGGUCGACAGAGUAGCUGCAAGAAUAGGACGUAAUAUUCCACCGAUCAGGACAGACAACUUGAGUCCAUGUGCUGUAGUAUUCAAGGACCCAAAAACUGUUCCUUUUGGCAUCGAAAUCUCUCCAGGAUUGAGCCCAUCCGUAAUGUUGCAGUCUCGUUCACAGCUUAUCAAUCCGUAUUCAUUCCCCAAUGACGAGCCUCCAGAGACGGUGGAAAAUUCUGGUGACGACCAUGCAAAGACGAUGAUAUUCAACAAGGAUGUUCCUUAUCAGCCGAUGCACUUUGAUCUGCCUCCUCAAGAAGCUUUGAUCCCAUCUCAUGUUGAUCCCAUUGGUGCUCCUUUAGUCGCUUCUUUUGAAUCUGAAGUAGCUGAUGACACUGAUACCAAGCUCAUGUCCCUGGAUGAUGAGAGCGAGAGCCAGGACGAGGAAGAAUCCAACGAAGAUGAAGAUACAGAUGAUCCAUCCAAAUUGGGGAGAAAGAGACGGAUAGAUGAAGAGGAAGAUGAUGACAUUGCUGAUGAACACGAAGUCAAACCUUCAUCUCCAAAGAGAAGGAAAUAUGAUGAGGUAUCAAACAUGAUGACAGCCCUAAGAGCAAGCAACAACCCAAGGGUCAGACUUCGUAUGGAGACUGAAGAAGCCCAACCUAACGAUGGUCAUCGCUGGAGAAAAUACGGUCAGAAAAUUGUCAAAGGGAAUCCAAAUCCGAGGAGUUACUACAAAUGCUCACACAAAGGGUGCAUUAUGAAGAAGCAUGUGGAGAGAGCAGCAGACGAUUUGAGAAUGUUGUUAGUCACAUAUUAUGGGAAACACGGGCACGCUGCACCACUUGCACGCAGUAGCAGCAGUUCUGGUCCAAAGAAUCUUUACCGUUCAUCAGUGCCCGCUCGUUUAGGAAGGCCGCCUUUUUCUUCCUCCUCGGCCGCUCAAGACAUGAGGUCUUUCCCUUAUCCUUCUGCUUCGGCCCCUCGAGACAUGAAGCGUUUCGGUUAUCCUUCUGCUUUGGCCCCUCAAGCCAUGAGGCCCUUCCCUUCUUCGUUGAACCCAGGAGUUGAUAUGACUCAUCUCUAUAAGACUGGACUCUCGAAGCUGCCGAGUUUACCGGUUAACCAGAAUCAUGGGUUUAUGGACCAGAAUGCUGAACCAUGGGUUAACCAGAAUCAUGGGUUUAUGGGUCAGAAUGCUGAACCACAGGUUAAUCAGAAUCAUGGGUUUAUGGCCCAGAAUGCUGAACCAUGGGUUAACCAGAAUCAUGGGUUUAUGGGUCAGAAUGCUGAACCACGGGUUAACCAGAAUCAUGGGUUUAUGAGCCAGAAUGCUGAACCACGGGUUAACCAGAACCAUGGGUUUAUGGGCCAGAAUACUGAACCAUGGAGUAACCAGAACCAUGGGUUUAUGGGUCAGAAUGAUGAACCAUGGAUUAACCAGAAUCAUGGGUUUAUGGGACAGAAUGCUGAACCAUGGGUUAACCAGAACCAUGGGUUUAUGGGUCAGAAUGCUGAACCACGGGUUAACCAGAAUCAUGGGUUUAUGGGCCAGAAUGUUGAACCACAAGUUAACCAGAACCAUGGGUUUAUGGGCCAGAAUGUUGAACCACAAGUUAACCAGAACCAUGGGUUUAUGGGUCAAAAUGAUGAACCAUGGCUCAACCAGAACCAUGGAUUUAUGGGUCAGAAUGAUGAACCAUGGCUUAACCAGAACCAUGGGCUUAUGGAUCAGAAUGAUGAACCAUGGGUUAACCAGAACCAUGGGUUUAUGGGUCAGAAUGAUGAACCAUGGCUUAACCAGAACUAUGGGUUUAUGGGACAGAAUGAUGAACCGAAGACUGAUCAUGUGAUACCGGAUGGUACAGAGGUCUACAAGGGGCUCAGGGAGCGUAUAUUGGCUAACUUGGGAGUUAAACGUUAGAUUGUUAACCUUUAACAAACCAGAGAAAAAACUUUAUAUGUAGACCUUUCUUUUACUCCUUUUUCAGCAUUGACAAAACAAUAAUAUGAAAGAUAUGCAAAAACUUGUACUGAUCAGCUUAAUUAUUAUUUGUAAUGCAUAUUACUCUUUGAGUUUAUUUAUUUAAUUUAUAAUCCAGAUAAACCAUAUGAAUCAAACCGUGGAUCCUUACUUUCGGAUUAAACCCCUAGACAUUGUUUGCAAACUGAUUUUACUUGCACUCUCAUAGUUAAAUGUGACAUGUACAAUUACAUUUAAUGAUGAUUUAUAUUUUUGGUAAACUUUUAGAGCAUGGUAGUAAAUUAUAUAUCAUCAUUAAUGUAAAUUUAUUCAAAU
This is a messenger RNA of Brassica napus (rape), 2588 nucleotides long. RefSeq names its product probable WRKY transcription factor 10. The record is from RefSeq and is a predicted model, not a curated record. Gene Ontology annotation, biological process: regulation of DNA-templated transcription. NCBI's taxonomy places the organism in Eukaryota, Viridiplantae, Streptophyta, Magnoliopsida, Brassicales, Brassicaceae. Gene Ontology annotation, molecular function: sequence-specific DNA binding; DNA-binding transcription factor activity. Bases 129 to 2213 code for a protein of 694 amino acids. The transcript has 5 exons.